UUCCUGUGUUCUCUUUGGUUAGGUUAGGUAAAUUAGAUUAGAUUUCUCCGCGUUCGUUUCGUCUCUUAAAUUUGUCAAAAGCAGAAUGACAGGUCAUCCGUCAAGUAUGACAUUUAAAAAUACGGUGAAAAAAUAAAAUGUUUUUUACACAAUGAUACAAUAUAAAAAAUCUAUGACAGUUGUAGUUUAUACGAUUGAAAAAUAACCUCACAUUGUGCGUAGAUUUCAUAAACACAUCGAAAUGUAUUUAAUAUCUUAUACGACGAUAUUAAUUUCAUUUUUAAUAUCGUGUUACACGUGGGAGAUACCAGAAAACUUUGCAAAAACUGAACAUUCCAAUAAUUGGGCAGUUUUGGUCGAUACAUCACGUUUCUGGUUUAACUAUCGACAUGUCGCGAAUGUUUUAUCUAUCUAUCGCAGUGUUAAACGAUUGGGGAUACCAGAUUCGCAAAUCAUUCUUAUGAUAGCUGAUGAUAUGGCUUGCAAUCCUAGAAAUCCUAGACCAGCGACUGUUUUUAACAAUAUUAAGCAACAUAUUAAUGUUUAUGGAGAUGAUGUAGAAGUUGAUUAUAGAGGUUACGAAGUAACGGUAGAAAAUUUUGUAAGAUUAUUGACUGGUCGCUUAGCGGAGGAAACUCCUAGAUCUAAGAAACUAUUAACAGAUGAAGGUUCAAACAUCUUGAUUUAUUUAACUGGCCAUGGUGGUAAUGGAUUCCUAAAGUUUCAAGAUUCUGAGGAAAUCACUAGUCAAGAGUUGGGAGAUGCAUUAGAACAAAUGUGGCAAAAACGGAGAUAUCACGAGAUUCUAUUUGUGGUUGACACUUGUCAAGCGAGUUCAAUGUAUGAGAAGUUUUAUUCCCCAAAUAUAUUAGCAGUCGCUUCAAGUUUAGUAGGGGAAGAUUCGCUUUCUCAUCAUGUGGAUCCUGCCAUUGGAGUUUACAUUAUAGAUCGGUAUACUUAUUAUGCAUUAAACUUUUUGGAAAAAGUAGAACCAUCUAGUACUAAAACAUUGGGUGAAUUUUUAAAAGUAUGUCCGAGAGAUUAUUGUUUAUCUACAGUUGGUGUAAGAAGAGAUUUAUUUAGAAGAGAUCCAGAUAAAGUGCCAGUAACAGAUUUCUUUGGGUCUCUUAGGCCUGUAGAACUUACAACAAAUAUAGUGAAUGUUUUACCAAUUAAGUCUAAUCGUACAAAAAUUCAAGAGCCAAAAGGAAAAUAUAGUUAUGUUGCGCAAUUCCCUGAUGUAUCUCAAUACGUAUGAUAAGAAGAAAGCUUUUUGCUAUAAAUUUAAUUAUUUGAUUUUAAUUCUACUUGGAGAUUAUAAAAAAAUAGGCAAAUUGUGAUGCACUCUAAACUAAUUAUCAAAUAGAUAUCUUCACCUUGGCAUAGUGUGCAAUUGUACCAAAAGGUGUGUCUGUAUAUGUGCAAGAGACAUACGUACAUAAGAUAUAAUUACAUAAUUAUUUAUAAAUUCGUAUAAA
This is a messenger RNA of Camponotus floridanus (Florida carpenter ant), 1478 nucleotides long. RefSeq names its product putative GPI-anchor transamidase (gene PIG-K). Gene Ontology annotation, biological process: proteolysis; protein localization to cell surface; attachment of GPI anchor to protein. Gene Ontology annotation, molecular function: GPI-anchor transamidase activity. Lineage: Eukaryota; Metazoa; Arthropoda; Insecta; Hymenoptera; Formicidae. The transcript has 6 exons. The record is from RefSeq and is a predicted model, not a curated record. The coding region runs from base 242 to 1258 and encodes 338 amino acids. Gene Ontology annotation, cellular component: GPI-anchor transamidase complex.